AUGAUAAUUAUCUUAUCUAUUGUAGAAGCUAGGCGUGGCCAAAUUAAUAUGAACUUGACCCAGGACAGAGACAAUACCUCUAAAGUUGAGCAGAAUUCACUCAACAAAUCUGAAAUUUCAAAUGCAACCACCGAAACAAACAAUCAUGAAAUUUCAAAAUUAGCAAGAAUAAACGAAUCUAACAUACGUUUAAGUAAUAACUUAAAACAAAUUACAAAAAAUAAUUUUACAGAUGUUAAAUGCGAUAAAUGCCAUGAUUUGGCUCAUUGCAUUUGGCCUGGAAUCUGCCAAUGCCCACCAGGUUACGAGGGAAAUGGUAUCCAGACAUGCAAAAUUCCAACUCCGUAUUCUUUUCAAUACAAGCUUGGAAGAUUUGCAGAAAACUCAACCGUCUAUAUGAAUGUAUCGUAUACCGGCGUGAGUUCUAAGUUUAAUAUUACGCAAGUAUUUUGCAAAAUCGGAAACAUGUCAUUACCAGCUAUAAACUUUGGCCAUCAAUAUGCCAUAUGCAAUACUACAUAUUCCAAGCAUGGUCUCGAGAUUUCCCUCUCCUUUGAUAACAUUCAUUUUGGUGAGGGCAUUGUCAUCGGGAAUUCAUUCCUCUCUGGAUGGUUUUCAUUCAUUGGAAUUGGUUUAGGCAUCAUUAUUGGCAUAGCAGCCUUAAUUUUACUCUUCACUACAAAAUCUGGUCCUUUAGCAAAGAAAGAUGAAGUUAUCCCACUCACAAGAGAUAUAAAUAGGAGUGACGACUUUAACGCAUAA
This is a messenger RNA of Trichomonas vaginalis G3, 762 nucleotides long. RefSeq names its product laminin domain-containing protein. Bases 1 to 762 code for a protein of 253 amino acids. Lineage: Eukaryota; Parabasalia; Trichomonadida; Trichomonadidae. The record is from RefSeq and is a predicted model, not a curated record. The transcript has a single exon.